Molecule: messenger RNA, 7646 nt
Organism: Ostrea edulis (European flat oyster)
Lineage: Eukaryota; Metazoa; Mollusca; Bivalvia; Ostreida; Ostreidae
Product: RING finger protein 207-like
Exons: 16
Coding region: 2550-5132 (860 amino acids)
Cellular component (GO): perinuclear region of cytoplasm
Molecular function (GO): transmembrane transporter binding; zinc ion binding; Hsp70 protein binding
Source: RefSeq, a predicted model, not a curated record
AUAAAUGAUUAGAAAGGUAUGUUUUCAUUCAUUUUGCGCUUUUAUCAAGCAUGACUCUCUCUUUUUAUGCAAUAAGUUUGUAGAUAUGUUAUAAAAUAUUUCAUCAUCGUAAGAUUAUGAGUAGUUUCUCAGUCUGUAGAAACUCGGAUGCUCUCCGAGAAAGUGCUCCACCAGUCGGGUAAAGACAAAAUUCCCAAUCGGUUAAGUAGUAUGACCACUCCACUAAUUACUUUUCUGUACAUUUCGCUGAACUCCAUGUACAUUAUAAGAUUUCUUAUUCAAAGACAACGUUUAAGAUUGGGAUAUACCAGAGAGGUACAGCUCCACCCCUUUUCAAAAUCUUCGAUUAAUUAAAAAGAAAAUUCUGUGCACGACUUAAUCCUGGCUUUUUUUUUUUUUAUGAUUUAUGAAAACGCCAUUUUCCUGGCACGGUAAAUAUCAAAAUCAUAAAAAAAAAAAACCAGGAAAACGUCAGAUAUUUCGGACUAUGCACAACUAAGAUCUUGAGUCAUAUUGCUAUAUAUUCUUGCAUUGCCAUUUCAAAAUUGUAGUAUCAAAUUUUCUAACAUAUUUUUCAACUAUACUUCUGCCCAAAUAUACCUUCAAACAUUCAUUCAAGUCUCAUGCAAACGAAACUCAGAGUUUCAAAUUAUUAGCUCACCUGAGCCGAAAGCUCUCAAGUCAGCUUUUCUGAUGAAAAUUUGUUGUUGUUGGCAAAAACUUUUCACAUUAUUAUCUAUUUCUCCAGAACCACCACCAAACUUUGAACAAAACAUCCUUGGGUGAAGGGCUUUCAAGUUUGUUCAAAUGAAGGGUCAUGCCCCCUUUCAAAGGGAAGAUAAUCACAAAAAUAGGGUGGGAUCAUUUAAAAAUCUUCUGAAGAACCACUGGGCCAGAGGAGCUGAAAUCCUGACAUAGUGCAGAUUCAAAUUUGUUCAAAUCAUGGCCCCCGGGGGUAGGUUGGGGCCAUAAUAGGGGAUCAAAGUUUUACAUGGAAAUAAAUAGGGAAAAUCUCUAAAAAAAAAUCUUCUUCUCAAGAACCACUGGCAGUGUUCGAAAUGGGUUUAAACCUCAGUGUAGACCACGGAUCUAUGCCAAAACAAGAUGACAUAGACUUUAUCGAAUUGGCAUAGACCGUAACAUUGGGAAAAAAAUAACACAGAUUUAAAACAUUAUUAUUUACUUCUAAUGUACUUGGAAAGCAUAUUUUCUCUCCAUUUCCAUAACAAUGUAAUCCUUUCCUCAUAACGUUUAUCAGACGUCGACUUUUGGGAUAACUCUUCUGCUUUUAAUCUAGAAAAUCGGCAUAGACAAUUUGGUCUAACCCAAUUACAAUUGGCAUAGAUUGGUGUCAUUUAACACAGACUCGGUCUAUGGUUAAUUUUAAACACUGCACUGGGCCAGAAGAGCUGAGAUUUACAUGAAAGCUUCCUGACAUAGUGCAGAUUCAAGUUUGUUAAAAUCAUGGCUCCCGGGGGUAGGAUGGGGUCACAAUAGGGAUCAAAGUUUUAACAGACAAAUAUAUAGGGAGAAAAUCUUUAAAAAUCUUCUUCUCAAGAACCACUGGACUAGGAAAGUACAAAUUGACAUGAAAGCUUCCUUACAUAGUCACCGUGGACCAUCGUGACAAUGGGGAAAGAUUCAGCAACGCACGGGUUCCAGAUUGUUGAAGCAAGCAGUCUAUUUAUCAAAAAAACAGCAUAAAUGAAAGUUUUCUUUGUCUAAAACAUAUUGCACGGAAGGCAUAGAUGUAUUAAGAAACAGAAUAUGCCCCAUACUUUGAAUGAAAGUAGUUUCUUUUCUCAAACACUCGCACGAAUGUCUGCUUCAUGAGCUGAAUUCAAGGUUUGAAAUAAUUUGAGAAAGAACCAUGAUAAUGUGUCACAAGAAUAUAAAAAGACAUUAAAUUUCUUACUAAAUUGGGAUUCAUAAUAGUCUUUAUUUUGACGAUAUGCAUGAAAAUGAAAAUAACGCAGGGUGAAAAGAUAGAAGAUGUAGCAUUACCAAGGUGAAACGAUAUCAAAGAUUCCCAUAUUGAUUAAUAUCAUUUGCAUGAAAGCUUCUUGACAUAGUGCAGAUUCAAGUUUGUAAAAAUCAUGGCCCCUGGGGUUAGGUUGGGGCCACAAUAGGGACCAAAAUUUUACAUGCAUACAUAUAUGGAAAAUCUUUAGAUAUGGGCCAAGGUGACUCAGGUGAGCGAUGUGGCUCAUGGGCCUCUUGUUUUGUUUGUUGGUGUAGCCAAUACAAGUUCUAAUUGAUGGUAUUUUUCUACUAUCCAACUAUGCAACAAUUAAUACGUAUCAGUAUAACUAAUAUAAUCCUUAAGAUUUGAUGAAAAAUCAGCAAAAUAAACAAGGGAAUGUUGCUUGAGAGCAUACCUACAAUGAGCGUUUCAUAUAACCUGCAGAUGCAAUCGAUUACCAAACAUUAUUGGGUUGCUGAGACCAAAGUCAUACAAAGAUGGAAACUUGACGUGACAGUGAUUAAUAAAAUUUCAAUGACAAAAUUGGAGAACUGUAAAUGUGGAACAGAUACAUUCACCUGGGUCAAUGAAGAUGUCGGGUGACAUUUUUCAGUCCCUGGAAAACAACACCAGUAUUGAUGUGACAAAGUGGAAUCCUCUACAGUGUUACCUUUGCAAUGAGAAAUACGACGAUCCAUGUAUAUUGUCAUGUUACCAUAGUUACUGUUCCCAGUGUUUGAGGGGCAGGGCAGCAGAUAGUAAACUCAGCUGUCCACUAUGUGGGUGCGUAACAAGUUUAAAGGAUUCUGAAUCGCUGCCAUCACCUGAUCAUUUGAUGAAAUUCCUGGUGGAUCAAAGUUCCCAAGAGGACUUGGAGCCCUGUGCCAACUGCGAUGAGGUUUCAUCGGAAAUGUUUUUCUGCAACACCUGCUCCCAAGCACUGUGUCUUCCCUGUCGAACAGAAACUCACAAAGCCAAAAUGUUUGUCAGUCAUGAUGUCAUCAAUCUGUCCAGUAGGACAAAAGAAGUUCAUCGAGAAUGCUUAAUUCACAGGGAACCUUACAUCUUGUUUUCGACUGAAAAGAAAACCAUGCUGUGUAUCAACUGCUUCAGAGACAUGAAAAUAGAGAGUCGUUCACACUGUAUGGACAUGGAAACAGCGUAUGCACAAGGAUGUAAGAAACUAGACCAAACGAUGCAGGCCAUCAGGGAAUUGCAGAAUUCGGCCAGGGACACAAUUUUCCUUCUGAAGGCCCUUCUCUCUGAAAUACAGCAGAGCUCAGAGGACGAGAAGAAAGCAAUCACAGAUUUAUACAACCUUAUGAUGGAAAAGAUCACAGAAAUGAAAACGGACCUUCUUAAAGAGGUUGACAGGCAAUACCAAGAGAAGGAGAAAGUGUUCAAGAAGGAGUUAUCUACCUUGAGCACCUUAUUACCGACCCUUCACACCCACCUAGUCACAUGUUCAGCAUUCACUAGCUCAGCAAAUAGAUUCGAGUUUCUAGAUCUGGCAUAUAUUUUGAUGGAUCGCUUGAAAUCCAUAAUUAACCAGCAGCAUCCCCUUCACCCCUCACAGAGUGGCCAGAUCUGUACCGACUACAAAGUGCAGUAUUCUAAGUGUUUGGAACCCCUUCUGUUUCCCUCCAGGACCCCUAGCCAGUUGUGUAAUGUCAGCACCAAACCUGGCCCCAUCUCCAGCAUUCCAAGUUCCCUCUCCAUGACUACAACGAUCACUACGUGCACUAUGAACUCCCGGCAGCACUUCAGUGGCGGCUCUGUUCAGUUUGGUCGACGUGGUUACACACUACCCAAAAUCUCCUUCACAGACAUAAAAAGCACCUUUGCUGAACAUUGUGGAGAGUUUGAAGCUUCACACAAGCUUCUGUGUCAGCGCAUUGACAAGUUGAAGUUUAAUGUCCAAGAGCUUCAGAGAGACCUUACCCUCAGACGGUGUCUGGUCAAGGCGUCUGCUAUGGAGGACCUGCAGGAGGAAAUAGCAGAACUUCAAAAAGACCUGGAUGAUCUUUUCCUUCUGACAGAGAAAAAACAGCCAACAUUGGAGAAGCACUGGGAAGAUGUUUUGAAGAAAAUGGCCUCUGAACAAGAAGUUUACAAAGGUCAGUUGAGUGAUGUGCUUAGACUAAAGCAGGAAACAGGUCACAUGACUGCCAUUCUGACACAGCUUCAUUCCUUUGUGAAGUCCAUUGCAUCUGUCACGGAGAGACUGGCUCCAAAAUUGACACAGUCCAGUAAGGAGAGUGAUCAUGACAGCAAUAUAGCAGCCAUAUUUGAAGAGAUUAACACAAUGCAGCCAGAUUCUCAGCACAGAGUUGAUGCAAUACGUAUAGCAGAAGAGGAGAGGGAAACCCUAACAGCGGUUAACAGAGUUAACCCCCUUGAUGAGGAACUGAUUAAAACAAAGGGUAUGCUGAAAGCUCCGUCUGCCAGAAAGGAAAGCAGUUCAAGACGCAAUUCAACGAAGAGAGAAUCUGGUGAAUUCAAAGAAAGUCUGUCUGUAGACAGUUCACCCAUGAGGGAGAGUCUCCCUGGCGAUCAGUCGGCGGCAAAUGUCGAAGCUCAGGAAAUGGCUACAGCAAACAUGGAUGAUGAGGAAAGUUUCGAGGAUUUAGGAAAUCCAGAUAAUGUAAAAAGAAAUUUGGAACAAGUAAAGCUUAAUGACUUUAGAAGCACUGAAAUGAAUGAGUCCCAAUGUGAUAUAGAUGUGUCCAAGAUGAAAGACUGUCCAGUUGAGAAUGAGUCCCAAUGUGAUAUAGAUGUGUCCAAGAUGAAAGACUGUCCAGUUGAGAAUGAGUCCCAAUGUGAUAUAGAUGUGUCCAAGAUGAAAGACUGUCCAGUUGAGAAUGAGUCCCAUUGUAAUACAGAUGUGUCCAAGAUGAAAGACUGUCCAGUUGAGAAUGAGUCCCAUUGUAAUACAGAUGUGUCCAAAAUUAAAGACUAUCCAGUUGAGAAUGAGUCCCAUUGUAAUACAGAUGUGUCCAAAAUUAAAGACUAUCCAGUUGAGAAUGAGCCCCAGUGUGGUACAGGGUUGUCCAAAAUGAAAGACUAUCCAGAUGAAAAUGAGUCCCAUUGUGAUACAACUGUGUCCAAAAUAAAAGACUAUUCAGAUGAGAAUGAAUCCCAAUCUAAUACAGGGAUGUCUAAAAUUUGAGAAUUGUGCUGACAAAAAUGAUGUCCCAGAUUUUGAAAUCACAGACUGUGCUUCUGAAAUAGAGGAAAGUCAAGAUGACACUGGUGAUAAGUCAAAAUGCAAUAAGACAAAUAGUCAUCAAAAUAGGUUGUAAACUGAAAUGAUAUUUGAGAAUGUGCCAAAUAAUUUAUUAUUAGUGCUCUGCCAGAUGGCCAAUCUGUUCAUUUAAUAGUUCCUCUGUUUGUUCACACUUUCUAUGGCAAGUGAUAAUUUGAAAUUACUGCAGAAAAUUUUGAUAGAAUUUAAAGUUGAUACUCAGCUUAGGAAGAGAAAAACCCCUUUGGAAUUUCAGAUUUGUCAAUUUUGUCAUUAGGAGUUGUGGGACUUGAGGUGUUUUUUUUUUAUAUCAGUUAGAUGACAGCAAUUUCUAUGGCAUGUUAUAUGUUUUGAGUCCGGAAAAAAUUAAAGGUAGAUGUAUCAACCAUGCUGAUUCAACUAUCUGACCAGAAACAUGUAAUUCAGUGGUAGAGGCCUGAUGGAUAAUGUUCAUUGUGGGGUCUGUUCUGACUUGUCAAUUUUCUAGUUUUUAUUGCACAUUGAUAUUAAAACGGUGAUUAUUAUUCUGUAACAGGUUGUAGUUUGUGUUUCUAGUUGUUAUGCAAUUCUUACAAUGUUAAACACAUAUCCAGCAGUAUUAUUCAAACCCACUAUUAUGUUGGUGCAUUUGUAUAAAUGAUAUCCACUGUAUUUUUAAAUGCGAGUAUUUUUUUUAACAAAAUGUUGUUUUUCUAGUUCCAUCCCUGUCUUACAACUACAAGUUGUGUGGUAUGUUUACAGACAUUUUUUAUGUGGAAAUCCACCAUUGUAUUUGCAUUUUUCUAUCUCCUCAGGUUAAAGAUUACAGUGUUUAUUAACAGUCUUACUCAGGUUUGGUUACAGAUUGAACAUGCAAACAAUUUUUCUUGUGGAUGAAGUGUAGCUAUUUUUUAAUUUUAAAGACAUACUGUAUAUUAAUUCGUUUUCGGUAUAUUCAGAACAAAGAGUUAGUUUGUUAAACUCUAUCAAUACAAAAUGAAACUGUAAGUUCCUAUCAUUGAAGUUCCUAUCAUUAAAGUUCCUACCAUUGAAGUUUCUAUCAUUGAAGUUCCUAUCAUUGAAGUUUCUGUCAUUGAAGUUCCUAUCAUUGAAGUUCCUAUCAUUAAAGUUACUCCUAUAAUGUGAUGAGUAUCCUAGCAUCAAAGACAAAUGUAAACAAAAUUUGUUCAAAAAUAUAUUUUGGAAACCAAGACUUACAUACAUGGUUUACCUUUCUAUACGAAUCUGAUUGUACAAGUUACAAAUGUAUAAUCACGUUUUGUAACUGUUUUUUCCAGUUGAUCACCACCCGCCUCAUUUUUGUCUUAGUUCCUUUUACCCCUCUCAUUUUUUCCGCCUUUUUCUGUUUUGUUUAGUUUACUUUGUAUGUGAUGUAAGUUAAACACUCGGAGAUAUUAUCAUACAUGUACUUUUUCUUGUUGAUAAUCUUUUCAUGUACAGUGAGGUAACAUUAUUAUUUAGUAUAUAUUUUUAUACCCUCGAGAUCGAAGAUUGGGGGGCAUAUUGUUUUUGUCUUGGCUGUCAUUUUGUAAUUCUGUCUGAAACUUCAACCUUGCUAAUAAGUUUUGAACAGUAAGUGAUAGAGCUUUGAUAUUUCACACGAGUAUUCCUUGUGACAAGACCUUUCCGUGGUUACCAACAUUUUUGACCCUGUGACCUUGACCUUGGAGUUUGACCUACUUUUUGAAAACUUUAACCUUGCUAAUAACUUUUGAAUAGUAAGUGCUAGAACUUUGAUGUUUCACAUGAGUAUUCCUUGUGACAAGACCUUUCUGUGGGUAUCAACAUUUUUUACCCUGUGACCUUGGAGCUUACAUUCUUUUUGAAAACUUCAACCUUGCUAAUAACUUUUGAACAGUAAGUGAUCAAGCUUUGAUAUUUCACAUGAGCAUUCCUUGUGACAAGACCCUUCCGUGGGUACCAACAUUUUUUACCUGUAACCCUGACCUUGGGAGUCCUUGUGACCUUGGCCAUCUUUGGAAUUGGCCAUUAUUGGGGGCAUUUGUGUUUCACAAACACAUCUUGUUUUUUUUUUAAGCAUUACAUUGCAUUCUAAAGGAGAGAGGUGUAUCCUAUUGCCUUAUUACAUGAUGAAAUACUGUUUAGAUAUUCCUCAGAAGUGCAAUAAAAUUGGGGCAGUAAUUUUGCCAGAUAUGGUGGAAAAUCCAUGUGUUAUUUUUAUCUGUCAAUGAGUAGAUUUUGUUAAUAAGUUUAUGCCAAAAAAUAUUUCAUAUUAAUUAAGUUCAUUUAUUUGUUUGCACUAAACAUUGUGAAAGAAGCCAGAGUUAUUACGAGGCUUUUUUUUUUUCAUUCUUCAAAUUCUUAUGAAAUCUCUAUGCAGGUACACUGUACCAUUAUAUUUUUAUUUGAAAUGAAAAGUAGUGACACUGAAUUUGAUUUUUUUUUCAAAGAAAUUGCAAUAAACAUUUUUGAACUGGA